AUGAGGACGUUGAGUGUAUUUGUUCUGAUAUAUCUGGUGCUUGGCUGCAAUGCUUACACUCCUUUGCCAGCUCCAUUUAACGAGGAAUGUGUGAUUGAGAAAGGCAAGAAUCUUUACAAUCCUGCCAAUGCUGGGAAGAUCAAAUGGUAGGGUAGUGAAUCUUUGAUCUCAAAUAAAUGUGUUGUCUUUGUUUUAUUUGUUGCUUUUAGGUAUACUGUAGAUCUGGAUGCCCCUCCAGAGACUCAUUUCCAGCAGAUCGCUCAGGAAUAUAAACAAGAGAUAAGGGAUUUGAUCGGGGUCAUCAAGGAUCUGAUUGUCCCAGUGAUCCCGGCAGCCCUCGAGAUUGUGGAUGUUCUGUUCAAGGACCUUCUCAAAUGGAUUCCAGAACCUUACAAUUCUGAAAUUAUUGCAAGUUAACGUUAUUAAAGAGGGUUUUGUCUAUUAAUGGUGACUUGGGACGAAAGAUUUAGCAGUUCUAAAUACCAUUAAAGUUUGGAUUUAGGGUGUGGCCAAUGUAACUGGACUUCCGGUUGGAGAAGUUGUUCUGUACAAUGUCUUCUAUGAGGUCUUCACCGUGUGCACUUCAAUUGUUGCACAACAACCCGAUGGUCGUCUGAUCCAUGCUCGUAAUCUGGACUUUGGUCUUUUCUUGGGAUGGAAUCCACGACUUCAUGAGUGGUCCAUUUCCACGGUUCUCAGGAAGAUGAUUGUCAACAUCAACUGGGUGAAGGAUGGUAAGAAGGAAGCCAGUUGCAACGUUGAAUUGCAGGGAAAUUGUUGUACAAGACCAAUAACUUUGCCGGAUUUGUUGGGGUUUACAACGGACUCAAGCCCAAUAAGUUCACUAUUACUGCAAAUGAACGGUUUAUGCCUGCUGGCGGUCUUUACGGAAUGCUCAGAUAUAUUCUGGGACUGGACAAAGAGUCCAAUUGGAUGACCUGGCAUGUCAGAGAGACAUUGGAAAAGGCAAAUGGUGAGUAUUAUAUUAUUAAAGAUUACUUGUGGAUGCAUCCUCGUAGAUUACGAAGAAGCGAAGACCUUGCUGUCCACUCAAACAAUCAUGUCCCCUGUAUAUUACAUCUUGGGAGGAGCCAAGCCAUUCGAAGCUUCGAUUAUCACCAGAUCCAUCAACGAAACAGAUAUCCUCACAGAAAUGAACCCCAAUGACCCUGAGGGAUGGUAUCUUUUGCAAACCAAUUAUGAUCCGGGAACUGACGUAAGCCAUGAACUUUUAUACAUUUUUUACGACCAUGAUUGGUCCUUAUAUCGAGAAAAAUUAAUUUAGAUUAUCUUUAUCGAUGAUCGUGAUACCCCUGGACGGCAUUGUAUGCAUGUUCUUGGUCAGAAAAAUGUCGGAUUCAAGGGGAUCUACAACGUCCUUUCAUCACAGACUAGUCUCAACAAGUUGACAACUUAUACAGGUAAAAAAGAUCCAAUCAAAAUGUAAUCCACAACGUUUUCUUUAGUAUUGAUGGAAGUUCACAGUGGUCAAUUUGAAACUCAUUUGCAACGAUGCCCGGGUUACUGUUGGGGAUGGUAAAAUGCCAAAGCAAAAAUUUUCUUUCUCCGAUUUUUCUUAUUCUGUUUUUUUAUUCGGAAAAGUAAAUUUUUUUAUCUCGAAUUCGUUGAGUUAUCGUGUAAUGGAAGGUGCAGAUCAUCUCGGCCUUGACAUCUCGGGCAAAAAUUUCUUCUCCCAGAUUGGUCUAGCUGUGGGAGCAGUGGCCAUUGAUAAAAGAGACCCCUGGCCUGCUUCUCAAUGGGCCUAUUUCAAUGGUAAGAUUUCUAGGCUGUUAUGCUGAACCUAACUAGAACUUGAACGAUCAGUUUUUUAAUUUUUUUGACCUGAUUUCGGGUUCUUGCUAAAUUUUUGCCUGAUAUAAUUUUAUACUUAUUCAGUGGAAACCUUGCGGAAAGGAGAAUUUGGAAAUGUAUCCUUGGUACAGACUAAAAUUAACCAUCCAAUGAGUGGAAUUGACAUAAAAAGGUGUAUUCUGAAGACAAUCAACUUAGAAAAGCAGUUCAAGAAGAUUGUCCAUGAAGCUGGAACCUCCGAGGAUAAUAAAUCUACAGCUCUUUCAAGGGUUAUGCGCUUGCUACGGCGAACUGUCAUGGAUUUAUAUGUUAUUGGCAGGUGAGUGAGCUUAUGCUUGUAUUGAAAGACUCGUUUAGAUGCCGACAUCAGAAUAUUCUACAUGCCCAUUCUGUUUUCCUCAAUGAGGGGAACCUUAUGAUUGCCAUGCCGAGGUUCCAUGUUCUACAAGAUUUGAUCGAAGAUUAUCGACAGGCUGUUAAGAACGACGUAGGCAUACUUUUUGUUGGAAUUGUUGUUCGCAUCGAAACUAACGUCGUAAUUGCAGCCGAUCUCCAUGACCAUCAUUGCUCCGAUUAUUCGUCAACUUUGCCAAGCACUGGAUUUUCUCCAGAAGAUCGGGAUUAUUCAUCGAGACGUCCAACCAAAUAAUGUUCUUUUGACCAGGAAUGGGACCGCCAAGCUGUGUCACUUUGGGCAAUCCAAAGUCUUAUCCUCCAAAAAACACUUCGAAGAAUGCAAAACUCCCGUCGGCAAAGAAGAGUUUAUGUGUGCUGAGAAGGUAGGUGCUUUAAAUUUCUUAGGAUUGAUUGUAUAAUAUUGGACUUUCAGUUGUGUAAUUUGGUCGCUUUUGGUUUGGAAAAUUGUCGUUCCUAUGAUUAUGCUGCCGACAUCUGGUCGCUUGGUGUUAUGAUAUUGUCCAUGGUCAGUUAUUUUCCUAAUGAAAGUCAUCAUCGACUCCAUCGGAACUUCGCCUUGAUAAUGGAAGAAGAACAAGCGUCUUUUAUAUGGCUAACUGCCGAGAUGGUGGUAUGUUAUUUUUCCUCUCUUAUGUUUUAAAUCCUAACAUUUUCAGCAACUUCGUGCUAGGCUUCUCAAGAGUGGAGGCAAUGAGUUGAAGUCAUUCCUCAGCGAUUUUCUCCUUAAUCCAAACUCCCAAAAAAGGCCGGUUGCCGAGGAAUUGAUUAAUCAUCCCAAACUGUUGAGCUGGUGUUCUGACACUAUCGAAAAGGACAAAGCCACCAUCAAAAAGUUGUUCAUCGACAGAGUGGACUUUGCGAACAAGUCGAAAAUUCAGAGGGACGGAAUGAAUUUUGAUUUUCUCGAAUGCGUAAGGUUAAUAUUGUUGUAUGAAAUGUCUUUAGAAAGACAUUCCCGCAGAAUUCUAUUGGAACGAUGACUGGAAACGACACGACUCUGAAUGUUUCUCCGUGACUAUUGUUAAGGGGUACCAGCAAUUGAUAAAGUAAGCAAAAUGAAAUUAAACAGUUUAUUUAUUUUAGUACCGAAUUCAGAUAUUUCAACCCAGAUCAAUUACUGUCCCCGUUGUUUCAACUUGUUGAGUCCGGGUCUAUCUGUUUUGGAGAUUUGAUUCCAAUCAGAGCUCUGAUUGAUGACAUGACUUUUGAUUUGAUUCGAACUGGAAGAGUGAAUACUCAGAGAGAUGGAAACAGUAGUAUUGGUAUGCUUUUAGGGCAUUUUGGGCGAUAAGUCAUCUAUUUUUAGAAAAAAAAUAUUCUCCCCACCUUGGAUGCGAUGUAAAUGAGCCAUCAGAAUUGGUAGUACGAGUCGGAUUCGGAUCGCUAACAGAAGAAGAAGAGACUGCGCUCACCGGUGAAUCUUUCGAAUCUUAUUAAUCUAAAUAGGAAAAAAUGCGAAUACUCUUGUAAAUAUAUUUCAUCAAUUUCUUAACAUAUCACCGUGUCCUAAAAUGUUCAUAAAAUUUUUUAUCGAUCUAGCUACAAGUCGUUUAUUUACUUGAUCGCUAACUCGGCUCAUUCCAAUUCCCAAAAAACCCGCUCCAUAUUUUCAGUUCCUAUUCUCGAGGCGGCAUGCCUUUGAAAACGAAUUGUUCGUGAACGAAAGUGAAUAAUUAAUUGGCUCGCCCCAAGGUGAGAAGUGAUUGUUGAUGGAGAAAUCGGUGUCAUUUCCUCGGCGGAGAGAGUUAAGACGCCCUCCCCAAAAGGGUCAGGUCAAAUUCCUUGAAAGGAGAGUUGAAUGGGGAAUGUUCGCCGAGAGAGCGCCGGCAAUCGGUUAAAGGUGUGGUGAUUGGGGCUGAUCCAUCUCGUUCCAAAAGUCCGUUAUCUCAACCAUCUCGAGACUCUGCGGCAUCCCAAAAAUCUGCUAGAGAUACGGGGCGCGUCUUUCGAGACUCUCGACAUCAGCGGGAAACCGAAUUCUCGGUUCAGGUGUGGUUGUUAUGAAGACGUUCUUUUUUUUCUCCGGUCUUCUGGCCUUCUCGGCUCAGGCCUCCUUGUUUUGUCCUUAUACCGUAUACCCGACUCAAGAAAAUGACAUGGGUAAGUUUAAAAAUUUAUUCCGAACUAAUUGUUCCCGCUUAUAAAUUACGGAUUUUAGUCACCGCUACCAUCCAGGCCAAGCAAAUAUCCGAUAAUAAUCUGUAUUAUCGUAUUACGGACAAUGAAUCGGACCCAUCUUACAAGAGACUUUCCAGUCAUUUCAAGUUGAUGACUGUCAGGGAUAACAACGAAUGUCCAUUUAGAGGAUGCAUGGUAGAACUGAGCCCAGCCGAGCCCAAGAAUCAUCAGACCAGGCUUUACCAGACAAGUGUGAUCGGAAAGAUGAUUCCUCCUGGAUUCUUCCCCAUCGAAGUCAGCCAAAGACUUUACUGUGUUCUCACCGACGGAGAUUGUGGGGCCACUGUUCCUCUUUAUCGUCAUUAUAAAGUCACUCCUCAAGGCAUUUGUGAGCCUUCACCACUUAAAUAAUAUACUUUUAUAGUCCAUGCUUAUACAAUUGAUCCCUCUGAGAUCAUUGAAGGAUAUAUCAAGGAGUCGACCCCAUUGUGUUAUGUUUGGGCAAGGAACAAGGCCACCGUCGCUUAUGAUAAACCAACCAUCUUACCUCCCCUUGAGAAGAUCAUUCCCAAGGUGAAAGUAGUCAGCCAUGAACGAGAAUUCGAUCCCAACAGUCAAGAAGACAACACUUUGUUGGACAUCGAUGAACUCUGUGCUCAUGACAACAGAAAGAGCGUGGACAGUUCCAUGAAAGAACUGAUCCAAUUCUACAACAAUCAGGAGGGACUUAACAAAGAUCAUCUCUACACGGUCAAAAGGAAGGUUAAGGGAUACAAAAAAGAGGUAAUUAGGAGAACUAAGGUACAGAACAAAGUUUAGCAAGUGCUUGGAAAAGUUGUGACGAAUAUCAAGAAAUCUGGAUGCAGAUGUCUAGUGCAAUUAGCUCAGAUGAAGUUCGAGAGACAGUCAGGAUUACGUAAGUCGGAUGAUUUAAUCGGAAUGAGAACGCCUUUUAGCUGGUCUAGACCACAAAUUGGUCCGAGAAAAGAUGGAACCAGCCUCUCUGGACCAAUACUUCUUGACUGGAGAACAAUUUUAUUGUGCUCCCCAACAAGGAGAGUGUGGAGCCACAGUCCCUUUAAGAAAAUGGUACAACUUUGCGGAUGCAGGUGAGAUAUUAUCAGUAAUAAGAUAAAUUAAUAUUAUUACGUCUGAUGACCAUCUCCAUUUUUCAGAUUCCAUGAUUACAGCGGAUUCCGAGAUUCCUCCUCCGAUGACUGCUCCCUUCCCACCAGAAAUAUUAUGCUGGAUUUGGCCUAAAGAUUAUCGCCAAGACUCCACGGAAUAUGAAGUGGAGGAAGAAGGUCUUCAUCCAGUCACUUUGCCUAAGAAAUCGUCCGAAAGUGAAAGCCAAGAAGCAGAAAUCGAAGGGUCGGGUUCGGGAGAAGAGACAAAAGAAAUUCAGAAAAGCCCGAAGGGUAGAAAGGAUGGAAAAAAAGUACUCCACUUCCAAGAGUCGUAG
Bursaphelenchus xylophilus (pine wood nematode) is the source of this 5809-nucleotide messenger RNA. The record is from the annotation of a GenBank genome assembly. NCBI's taxonomy places the organism in Eukaryota, Metazoa, Nematoda, Chromadorea, Rhabditida, Aphelenchoididae.